UUAUCAAAGAUGUUCAUGAGGACUCGCUCACAGUUGUAUUUGAAAACAACUGGCAGCCAGAGCGCCAGGUACCCUUUAAUGAAGUCAGAUUACCACCACCCCCUGAUAUCAAGAAAGAAAUUGGUGAAGGAGAUGAAGUGGAGGUUUAUUCUAGGGCAAAUGACCAAGAACCUUGUGGCUGGUGGCUGGCAAAAGUUCGAAUGAUGAAAGGAGAGUUCUAUGUCAUUGAAUAUGCUGCUUGUGAUGCCACUUACAAUGAAAUUGUCACUUAUGAACGACUCCGACCUGUGAAUCAAAAUAAAACUGUCAAAAAGAACACCUUUUUCAAGUGCACAGUGGACGUUCCUGAGGAUCUGAGAGAUGCGUGCGCUAAUGAAAAUGCACAUAAAGAUUUCAAGAAAGCUGUGGGAGCGUGUAGAAUUUUUUAUCAUGCUGAAACUGCUCAACUAAUAAUACUGUCUGCCAGCGAAGCAACAGUGAAGCGAGUGAAUAUACUGAGUGACAUGCAUUUGCGCAGCAUUCGUACGAAGCUUAUGCUUAUGUCAAGAAACGAAGAAGCUACAAAACACUUAGAAUGCACAAAGCAGCUUGCUGCAGCAUUUCAUGAGGAAUUUGUAGUCAGAGAAGAUUUAAUGGGACUUGCUAUAGGAACACAUGGGAGUAACAUACAACAAGCCAGAAAGGUUCCAGGAGUUACUGCCAUUGAACUUGAGGAGGAUACUGGUACUUUCAGAAUCUAUGGAGAGACUGCUGAUGCAGUAAAAAAGGCUAGAAGUUACUUGGAAUUUGUGGAGGAUUUUAUUCAAGUUCCCAGAAAUCUUGUUGGAAAAGUUAUUGGAAAAAAUGGAAAAGUGAUUCAGGAGAUUGUAGACAAGUCUGGAGUCGUCAGGGUGAGAAUUGAAGGAGAUAAUGAAAAUAAACUGCCCCGUGAAGAUGGAAUGGUACCGUUCGUAUUUGUUGGUACUAAAGAAAGCAUUGGAAAUGUCCAAGUUCUUUUAGAAUACCACAUCGCGUAUCUGAAGGAGGUAGAACAACUAAGACUGGAAAGGCUCCAGAUUGAUGAACAGUUGCGUCAGAUUGGUAUGGGUUUCAGACCUUCUUCUGCUAGGGUUCCUGAAAAAGAAAAGGGUUACACAACUGAUGAGAGCACCCUCUCCUCAGUGCAAGGUUCCAGAUCCUACAGCGGAAGAGGGAGAGGCCGCAGAGGCCCCAAUUACACAUCUGGUUACG
Pelecanus crispus (Dalmatian pelican) is the source of this 1230-nucleotide messenger RNA. The record is from RefSeq and is a predicted model, not a curated record. Lineage: Eukaryota; Metazoa; Chordata; Aves; Pelecaniformes; Pelecanidae.